UGUCUUUUUAACUCACCCACAAAAAAAAAAUCUCACUAGAGGACGAAGUUGAGAGGAGAUACAGAAAGAACCCUAAGUAAUCAAACUAAAAAACUUUUUUCUUUCCAAAAUUUUCUCUCGUUAGAAUGACAACAGAGACUGAGAGUUCGCACUUGACACAGUCAUCAUCAUCUUUACCUCCUCAGCAACCUCAAAAUCCCGUCGAUCAUCUGAGCUCCAACGAUUCAUCAACACUAGGUCUUCAAAACGAGGGAAUGAAUAAUAAAGGAUAUCAUAUUCCUUCUUCUGAUGACUUUUACAGUUGCAUUGUUUUCAACAUAACUCAACUUAAGAAUAUACUACUUAGCUGGUUUAACCUAUACGAACCCGAUAAUAUAGCAAGAGAAGCCAACGAAGAGCUCAUGCCAGUGAUGCCACAAGCUACUGCAGAGUCUAGCCUUGUUUACCAAUCUAUCCCUUGUGGUGAACAAAUUCAAAAAGACGUUGUCUCCGAGAUGGUGUUUGCUCCUCAAAGUUUAUUUUCCACUUUUCCGCCUCGUCAGACUGAUGGAGAAUUCGAGGCAUUGACUAAGAACUUCAAGCAGAGCGAGAUAUGGAAUGGUACUCACGGAAACAACAAUCAAGAAGAUCAAACUGUUAAUACUAUUGAAGGAUCUGCUUACAUGAUCUCCCGCAAGCCCUUUGAUCCUAUCAGAAGACCGUUUAAUCCGUUUGGCCCUAUAGAGCGACCCAUCCCACGUUUACCCUCUAGUUAUGAACUAGCAGAUUUGGGAUUUGCAUGAAAUACAAGCUUCAAAAACAUAUCAUUGACAAGUUCAUGUGUGUUUUUUUCUCUCCUGGCCUUAUCUUUUGUUACUAGGAUUUUUUACCCAAUCUUGUUUCUAUUUUUCCCAUCUAUAGAAAAUACUAUAAGUU
Molecule: messenger RNA, 915 nt
Organism: Raphanus sativus (radish)
Lineage: Eukaryota; Viridiplantae; Streptophyta; Magnoliopsida; Brassicales; Brassicaceae
Exons: 4
Coding region: 126-782 (218 amino acids)
Source: RefSeq, a predicted model, not a curated record